AUGUUCCGGAAUUUUGUGAAACCCGCGGCCUACGAAAAGAUCAGCGUGAGGGAUUCUAACGGCGAGAGCGAAGACUCGAUUCCCGAUUUAUCUCCGAAAUCUGGCCAGGUCACCGUUGGUGGUCGCCAACCUCAAGCAUUCACAGCAGAAGGCAAGACGCCUAUUCCGUCUACGACUAAAGAUAUGAAAAUAUCACAAAUGAGUUUCCAAAACUCGUCUCACAAUAAAAGUAUGCAUACAACGUCUAUAUAUGUCAAUGGUACAGUUUCAACGGCCAAAAGUUCGGCGAGUUUCAAGACACCUUAUAGUGACAAUUUUCAACAGCAGUAUGGAAAUGAGCAGCAAGAAGUAACUCACUAUCAGCGAUCUACCACACGGAACAAUAUACAAAGACAGUCUGAAGGACAAAAGCGACAGUCUGGUAAUUUUGAUGAGCGAGUUCGUCUUUCUAAUGGUAUUACUAACAUGCAGAUACGACCCUCUCAUGGUGUUUUGGAUGAGCGACAGCAGCCCUCUUGUGGCCAUGAGAAUGAACGACAACGUCGAGCCAAUUUUUCCAAUGAUGUACAGAGACAGCAGUCAAAAGAUCCAAAUUAUGAGCCAAGUCGGUUAUCAAAAGGUCUACCAGAUGGCCAGAAACCGCCACAUAAUGGCUAUAAUGAUGAGGCAAAGAGGCUGAACAGUGGUCAAAACGAUGCCCAAAAACGGAUGUCUAGUGAUCUUGAUUCUUUCGAUAAACAAACAAGACAGGUUUGUGGAGAUAACGAUGACUAUAGCCAGGCAUACAGUAGCCAACGUGAAGGAAAUAACAGACUAUCUAGCAGUUCUUUUGCCCAAAAGAAUCGACCGUAUUCAGGAGCUAGUGAUGAGAACCAACUGUAUGCUGGAUUUAACAAUGAUCAAAUCCGGCUUUAUAAUGGACUUGGCGAACAAAAGGGACUUUAUAAAGACAUUCAGAACAGAGCUUCAUGUGGUUCUGUUUCAUGGGAUCUUUCCCAAAGAAACUAUGAACAGAGCAACUCUUUCCCUGUAAGAGGUAAUCAACAACCUCCCACAAGAAUGACUUCAGGUGAAGAAAAGCGGCUAACUCCGGUCUCAGCCAUCCCCGUAGAAGCAGAUCAUAGUACCAAGGAACCAAGUCUUCUAGCAAACGAAGCUGGAAAAGCUCAGGACCUUCAUCGACGUGGACUUUAUUACCAGUCACAGUACAACGUGGUUCCUCCUCCACCUCCUCUGUUCGAAUCUGCAUUUGCAGGCCUCAGGGAUAUUCGCAACCCGUCCUCGUUCCACGAGAAACAGAUCGUCAGUGUCAAAGGAACGGUCCGAGGCUUCAAGAACAGAGUGCGAGCUGGGAUAGCAACUUUCUGGGCGCAGUCUGAGGACAAG
Molecule: messenger RNA, 1386 nt
Organism: Candidula unifasciata
Lineage: Eukaryota; Metazoa; Mollusca; Gastropoda; Stylommatophora; Geomitridae
Source: the annotation of a GenBank genome assembly